Messenger RNA from Cucurbita moschata (crookneck pumpkin), 1555 nucleotides. Its product is annotated as glutaredoxin-C11. The transcript has a single exon. The record is from RefSeq and is a predicted model, not a curated record. The coding region runs from base 1068 to 1376 and encodes 102 amino acids. Lineage: Eukaryota; Viridiplantae; Streptophyta; Magnoliopsida; Cucurbitales; Cucurbitaceae.
AUCAAUGGUAAUGGCGACCCUUGCUUUUAAUAUACCAGUGAAAGUUUCUUCAUAUCUUACCGGAAAUAAACAUCUUGAUGCCUUUAAAGUUAGUUUGAUGGAGACAUGAAAGAAUCUGUCCUAGUUUCUUCAUUUCAGUUAUAUAUUUUCGUGUCCUACUGCGGUGUUCUGAUCCAUAUGUUUAUGUGGACCAACAAAUACAGUGAUGGAAAUGAACUGGCUAAAUCUUAUUAAUCUCCACAUCAGCUGAGUUGUAGAAUUCACUGUAUUGUUCAAGUUGCAGCCUUCUCCAAUAUGAAUUUAUGCUACUUCCUCUUAGAUUUGUUCCUUUCCUACUAGUUUCAAGUAUGAAUUUGAAUCAGGGUCGUCAUUGUUCUGAAAUUAAUAGACCGAAGUCUAAUCCUUCUUUUAAAGGGCUGAGACUUUCCCAUCAAUGAUGACUGUAUAAGUUUCUAUGGAUUUUUUUGACUUGUAAUAAAUGGAAUUCUAUUUCCAUAUCUUGUGCUCAAGAUUUCCCUACUUCUAGUUAUGAAAUCUUUGAUAUUCUUGACGGCUGAUCCUAUCACUCCAGUUGGCUAAAUAAAAUGCUUUCUGGUAAUGUUUUGUGUGUGGUGUAUCUUAUUGAUUCUAACUGCAAAAUGGUUUUACAUAGAUUGAAGGACACGUCUUUAGAUUUAUCAUUACACAUUAAGUGAUACCAUAUGCAACUUCAUUUGCGGAAAAGAGGAUCAAGCAAAUCAUCGGCCCAUUUUCCUUAUCCAAACAACUAUCUCAAGGAACUUGCCUUUUCUAUCCAUUUACUUGUGUCUUCCAAUUUGUUUUGAUUAAACAAUUCAAUCCACCACCCGUUCACCAGCCUUUAUAAAUACAUUCGUUUAUGCAAAGUCACCAUAUCAAAGCCUAAGCAACCAUACAACCUUACUUCCGCAGCUUCUUGUUCCUUGCUCUUCUACAAGCCUUUGGCUUUUCUCUUUUCCUCCUUUUGUGAGUAUAACUGCUGCCAUUUUACUUAUCUUUGAAUAUUUGGCAUAAAAAUCUUUGGAAGGAAGAAGAGCGAUUGAAUAUUGAUGGAUAGAUUGAGAAAUUUGGCAUCACAGAAAGCAGUAGUGAUUUUUUCCAAGAGAUCAUGCUACAUAUGCCAUAGCAUUCAGACACUUUUUUAUGAGCUUGGUGCGAGCCCUGCAGUUCACGAGCUUGAUCAUGAAGCAAAUGGGCGAGAAGUCGAUCGGGCUCUUAAAAGUCUAGGGUGCAACCCCUCUGUUCCAGCUGUGUUCAUAGGAGGAAAGUUUAUAGGCUCAGCAAAAGAUGUUAUUUCUCUCCAUGUUAACGGGGAUCUGAAACAAAUGCUGAUAGAUGCGAAGGCCAUCUGGUUGUAAUGCUACAAAAAGCAAAACCUGAGGGCUCUGUCUUUGUUUCCUUUUGUAGUUUUUCCUCCCUACCUUUAUUUUGGUGAAAGGGCUCGUACAAACUGUUGUAAGAAGGCUCUGAUAGAUAUUCAGUUUGCUUACCGAAUGCCAGGAUAACUUUAUAAAAUGAAGCCAUAAUCACCGUGCAA